UUAGUUUCGGUCUGUGGGUUGAGCUUCAGCGCUGUGUCUGUGAUCUGCUCAUUAGUGUUUAAAAGUUGUUAGACAUGAGAAAUCGCGCUCCAGGGAACUUUAUUUCACUUUACUCGCUUUGAGAAUUUGCUAGAAACUUUUCUGGACAUUUGAGAAGAAUGGAACCGAUAACAAAGUGGACAGCGGCUCAGGUUGUGGACUGGAUUCGAGGGCUGGAUGACAGCCUCCAGCAGUACAUCUCCAACUUUGAGAGAGAGAAGAUCAGCGGAGAGCGGCUGCUGAAGAUUUCCCAUCAGGAGCUGGAAGAGCUGGCAGUCACCCGCGUCGGACAUCAGGAGCUCAUUCUGGAGGCGGUGGACUUGCUCUGCGCAUUGAACUGUGGUGUGGAGACUGAUAACUUGAAGACUCUGGUUGGUCAGAUGCGAGCAGCAUCCAAUAACUUGCAGAACUGUGCAUCUGAGCGCAGGAAAAACCCUUCGUACGAUGGAGGAAGUCCAAACAAACCACCAAACGUGUUCCUCACUGCUGUGGUGGAGCUGAUCGGGGCUGCCAAGGGCAUGCUGGCUUGGCUGGACAGAUCUCCUCUCACAGGAGUCAGUGAUUUCACCACGACCAAGAACAAGAUCAUUCAACUGUGUUUAGAGCUCACCACGACUGUCCAGAAGGACUGCACUGUUUUUGAAAUGGAGGAGAAGAUAUUAGAAGUGUCACAGGUUUUGACAGGCAUCUGCGAUUCCACCAUGAGAAUGACCUCUGACCCCUUGAAGACCCACGUGACCUGUUUGGAGGAGGUGCCCAUCAGCAAUAUCAAACCCGACGAGGGACUGGGAAUGUAUAUCAAAUCCACAUACGACGGGCUGCACGUCAUCACCGGAACCACGGAAAAUUCUCCAGCAGACAGAACGCAAAGGAUCCACGCAGGCGAUGAGGUGAUCCAAGUCAACAGGCAAACAGUGGUGGGCUGGCAGUUGAAGAAUCUGGUGGAGAAGCUCAGGGAAGACCCUCAAAAUGUGACCCUGAUGGUGAAAAAAAGACCAUCAGGAACCUGCAGCUUCACUCCUGCACCGCUGAAGAACAUGCGCUGGAGACCCCCAGUCAUCCAGAGCCCAUCAUAUGUGCCUGCCACCCAGUCAUCCAGAAAUCCUGUGCAAAUGUCCAUCAGGCGGCCGGAGAAACCUGCCAUUUUGGAUCUGUAUAUUCCUCCCCCCCCUUCAGUGCCCUACAGCCCACGAGAUGCAGAAAAGAGUGAAUAUGCAGGAGUGAAGAUGAGACCGAAGGGUUCAGAGUCUCCAAACUCAUCUCUGGAUUUAGCUAAUAGACGGCGCUCAAAUAUCAGUGACUACAACAAUAAACCUACUCUACAGCCAGCUGAAGCCGCCGUCCCACAAGCACGAAUGAGACAGCGAACCCCAUCAAGAGGAAAGCCUCGUCCUGUGUCCAUGCCGGUAGACACUUGCCUGGGCACGUCGGACUCUCCAUCCAGACCCUGGGCUCUUGGUAGAAAAGGUGAUGAGCUGUUGCACAGGUAUCUGAGUAACGAGCAGAUCCCCACCAUCUCGGAGGAGUCCCCAUGUUACCCCCUCCCCUACCGGCCGGCAGGAGAGCGGCAGCUGGUGCGAGGGGUGGACCACAUCCGCGGUAGCCAGUGCUUCAUCAACGCCGACCUGCACAACAGCGCCACCAUCCCCUACCAGGAGGCCGUUGCUCGCAAACCUGCCUCCAAAUCAUCCAAGAGACCCCCAUCUGAACCCUCACUCUUCAGCAGCUGGAUCGCCCGACUCAAGCUUCCUCUUGAAUAUGAUGCCACACGCUUGGCACUUGGGAAAUUGGGCUUUUGUCCAUUCCGCUUUGCAGUACUUCUCAAGCUCUAUCAGAUGGUGGAAGACAUAUUUAUUAUUUUCUCCUCUCUGAAGGCAGCAAAGACACGUAAGAUGGAGACCGAGACAGAAGCAUACCCUCUUCAAGACUUCGCUGCUGGGGAGUUUGAAGGAGAUGGUGUGAUGAGCCGCCGAAGGGUCUCUGUAAAAGACCUGGGCCAGGGCGACUGUCAGGGCUGGUUGUACAAAAGGAAGGAAAGCAAAGGGCUCUUGGGUUGGAAGUGGAAGAAGUUUUGGUUUGUGCUCAAGAAAUGCUCGCUCUACUGGUACACAUCAGACAUGGCGGAGAAAGCCGAGGGCUACAUCAACCUGAAAGACUUCACUAUAGAACAGGCUCCCGAAUGCAAGAAGAAAUUUGCGAUGAAAGCGUGCCACCUCCACGUGCUGACACUCUACUUUGCAGCCGAGAGCAUGAAAGACAUGAACAAAUGGCUGGCUAAACUCACCCAGGCUUCAAAUGAACCCGAACCCACAGACUCCAACGGAGAGUGCUACAGCGAAGAGAGUGACGAUGAGGACGAUGAAGAGAUGUGUGUGGAGUAUAUGGAUCAGCUGACCCCUGGCUCUCUGCAUGGUUGUCUUCCCCCUCCUCGCUCAUCCUCCUCUCCCUGUCAGGACUUGAUCCCGCUGGUUUCUCCAGUCUGCAGCCGUACAGAGACUCAAAGUGCAGACAGCGAGUCCUGGCAGGAGAUCAGCUCUGAGGAAGAUCCCAUCCUCAAAAUCCAAGAGUGCAAAGGAAAUGACGGUCCAGCAUCAGAUGAGAUGGAGAUGCUGUAUCUCCAUCUGAAGGAGGCCAGUUUGUCUCCCACUGGAGCCCUGCAGCCCUUCACCAAACGUGACUUCAGGUCCUCCUUCAUCAGACGCUGCAAAGAUGAGAACAUUAAUGACAAACUGCAUCUGAUCCGAGCUCUAAACAGCACUUUAAAGGCUAAAGAGGCUGAUCUCCAGGCCAUUGAGCAGGUUUUGAGUGAACCAUCUUUAAAUGGAUCUAAAUACAGACAGUGGCGAGACGCAAAUGUGCUCCUGCUGCAGGAGAUCGGAGAGAAACACAAGAGUAACGUGGAGAAACCUAUGGUUCAAACUCAACGCCAGUCGCUCUACGGCCCCAACACUGCGGUCCCUGCUGUGCGUGUUUACACAGAGACCAGCCUGUGAAGAUCACAAUACCAUUACACACUCAAACAGACACCCAGCAGAGCCGGAAACACUCCUCAACACUGGAGAUACACAUCGAGGAACUGAGGAAAAUGAUCUUUUCUCCAAAUUUGAGCCAAACUCCUCUCUUCGCUUAUUCGGAAUCAUUUUAAACCUAUUUAUUUGCUUGUUGACAUCAUUUGUUGUCUUGAUAAGAUGUGCUUGUAAUGCUUUAUCAGUUAAAGCGUUGUUUUAAAUAGUGUAUUGGACAUGUUUGGGGUCGAAAACCUUUUUGAUUUGAUAACUUGUGGAAUAUUAGUGACUUUGGAACAUGUUACGAUAAGAUUUCUACAUUGUUUUAACCAUCAUACAGUGUGUAUUUAAAGCCCUUGUGUUCUUGUAUGAAAUCUACUCUCCGUUUUCUCAUCUUUUCCCCUAAAUUUGUAUUUGAUCUUUUUAGGAGUUUGAGAAUUGACCUGUUUUUAAACGUAAAAUCUUUUUUUUUAGAUGUACAUAUUUUAGGAUUUUACAAAUGCAGUGUGUCUUAAGUAUUGUACAUUUUUGUAUAAAUGUCUGUGAUUCAACUGUAUAGAUGUUUACUUUUUGGAUUAUUCAUU
Danio aesculapii is the source of this 3628-nucleotide messenger RNA. RefSeq names its product connector enhancer of kinase suppressor of ras 3-like. Gene Ontology annotation, molecular function: protein binding. The record is from RefSeq and is a predicted model, not a curated record. Gene Ontology annotation, cellular component: cytoplasm; membrane. NCBI's taxonomy places the organism in Eukaryota, Metazoa, Chordata, Actinopteri, Cypriniformes, Danionidae. The transcript is spliced from 24 exons. Bases 159 to 3032 code for a protein of 957 amino acids. Gene Ontology annotation, biological process: regulation of signal transduction.